AUGGUCUGGGGCCUACUAGCCGGCGCCAUGAGCGCAGGCGCCGCCCUCGGCGUCACCGUCGCCAACGAAGGCCAGCGCCAGAAAGAGCGUCGAGAAGAUAAACGGGACGCGGCGAUUGAGCGGACGCGGGUGGAGAACCAGCGGUCGGCGGAGAGGAGGGAGACGAAGGUGCGGGAGGAGAGUGCGAGGAAUUAUAGGGAUUAUGAGGGGAGGAGGAAUGGGGGUGGGAAGUGA
This is a messenger RNA of Glarea lozoyensis ATCC 20868, 234 nucleotides long. RefSeq lists its product as uncharacterized. NCBI's taxonomy places the organism in Eukaryota, Fungi, Ascomycota, Leotiomycetes, Helotiales, Helotiaceae. The transcript has a single exon. The record is from RefSeq and is a predicted model, not a curated record. The coding region runs from base 1 to 234 and encodes 77 amino acids.